AUGGGCAAUGUCGGCCGAGAGGGAGCUCUGGCGGUGCUGCCCGCCGCCAUGCCGACAGAGCCGCAGCUUCCCGUCGCCGCUAGGAUGCUCUACUUCCCCGCGGAGCUGCUGGACUGCCAUGCCUGCCGCCACCCCCUCAAGCCGCCCAUCUACAAGUGCGAGGCCGAGCACCGGGUGUGCUCGACCUGCUGCGACCUCCACGGCGAGGCCUGCAGCGGCGCCCUCGUCCACUCCCGAAUGGCCGACGAGUUCGCCGCCGCCGCCAGGGUGCCGUGCGAGUACGAGAGGUACGGGUGCGACGCGGGCGGCGUCGCCUACCACCUGGCCGCGGAGCACCGCAGCUCGUGCCCGCACGCGCCCUGCGGCUGCCCGGAGGGUUGCGGCUUCCUCGGCUCCCGGCAGAUGCUCCUCAACCACGUCUCCGGCCCGGACCACUCGCGCCCCAUCAUCGACAUCCGCUACGGCCAGGAGUGGAAGCACAGCCUUCCCCUGUCCCGGCGCUGGUAUCUCCUCCUAGGAGAAGAAACCCAAGCUGCUGUCGCUGCUGGCGCGGACCGGCACCGGAACGUGUUCCUCGUGUCCCUCGGCGAGCGCGGCGACACCACGGCGGUGUCGGUGGUGUGCGUCAGGGCGGACGGCGGCGCGCCCGAGGCGGCGCAGUUCUCCUGCAGGCUCGCCGUGGAGCACCCGGGCGAUGGCACUAAGGUGAUAUUUGAGUCGCCCCUCGUAACAAGCAGCUCCCUGUCCGGCGGCGCGCCAGCGCCAGGCGGGGUCAGGUCCUUGCCGGUGCCGAAGGAGUAUUUGUCCGGCGACAGUAUACCGCUCAGCAUCCACAUCCACAAGCUCGAGCCUCCUGCUUCUGUUCCUAGUCCUCCUACUGCUGUCCCUCUUCCUCCUACUACUCCGGCUUCUCCUCGUCCUGUGGCCGCCACCGUCACAGUCGCCACCCCUUCUCCUCGUCCUGUCGCCGCCAUCGUCACCGUCGCCAGCCCUCCUCCUCGCCCGGUCGCCGCCGCCGCCACCGUCACCCUUGCCCUCCAGUCGCCAGCAACAGAUCAGAGCAACAAGAAACGGAAAGCUACGAAUCCGAAGAAAUUUAGUACUGCUAACAGAAGCUGA
Messenger RNA from Lolium rigidum, 1119 nucleotides. Its product is annotated as E3 ubiquitin-protein ligase SINA-like 7. The record is from RefSeq and is a predicted model, not a curated record. Gene Ontology annotation, molecular function: zinc ion binding. The coding region runs from base 1 to 1119 and encodes 372 amino acids. The transcript has 2 exons. NCBI's taxonomy places the organism in Eukaryota, Viridiplantae, Streptophyta, Magnoliopsida, Poales, Poaceae.